This is a messenger RNA of Pangasianodon hypophthalmus (striped catfish), 4185 nucleotides long. It is a transcript of the gene osbpl11, whose product is annotated as oxysterol binding protein-like 11. Gene Ontology annotation, molecular function: sterol binding. Bases 303 to 2465 code for a protein of 720 amino acids. The transcript is spliced from 13 exons. Lineage: Eukaryota; Metazoa; Chordata; Actinopteri; Siluriformes; Pangasiidae. The record is from RefSeq and is a predicted model, not a curated record. Gene Ontology annotation, cellular component: cytosol; membrane; intracellular membrane-bounded organelle.
UUGUCAUGGUAGCACAGGACUGAAAAGGAGCAUAAACAACAUUUUUUCCUCUCAGCUGUAUUGAUUAUAUUCGAGAUUUUAAUUCGUGUAGAAUGAAGGCGUUGAUAUGUGUGAAUGAGUCAGACUGUGUUUCGCUAACCAGAGGAGUCCAUAAAUGUUUAGGUUGACAGUUAAAUGGCUUGUUUUAGCGUUAGCUCCAAGCUCAUAUCUGUCUAAUCUCUGCUAGUCUCUUCUGUCAGAGGCCACAGUGGGCAGCUAGCUAGCUGGGCUAGGCUAAAGUGAGCUAAGCUAAGCUAACGACAAUGCAAGUUGAAACAGCGGGAAUGCGACUUUCUGAAAGUGAAGGCAAGCUCGAUGUGCACACACACAGCUCGUUCAGGACGACCUCGAAAAGUUGGCAGUACAGUGAUCACAUGGAAAAUGUAGAUGGAUAUCUAAUGAAGUACACAAAUCUGGUAACAGGAUGGCAAUAUCGAUUCUUUGUACUGAACAAUGAGGCAGGGCUGCUGGAGUAUUUUAUGAAUGAGCAAUUACGGCACCAGAAGCCCAGGGGCACGUUGCCCUUAGGAGGCGCAGUCAUCUCCCCAAGCGACGAGGACUCGCACACCUUCACUGUCAAUGCCAUCAGCGGGGAGCAGUAUAAACUCAGAGCUGCUGAUGCUAAAGAGAGACAGCACUGGGUGAGCAGGCUGCAGAUUUGUACCCAGCACCACACUGAAGCCAUGGGCAAGACUAACCCACCACUAAAGACUCGCAGUUUGUCCGCGGCCUCUCAGGGCAGUUCCAGUUCUCCUGCGUCCCAGCGCAAAAUCAGCCAUAACACCGGCUCCCUGUUGGGUCUGUCUCAGUUCCACCGUGGCUCCUCCACCUACUCCAGCAAGCGUUCGGUGCUGCGUGAUCACUUGGUGGAGGCUCGUGAGAUGAUGACCCAGGCGCAGGACCAGCACAGAGACCUAGUACAGUGCAUUGAGGGCCUGCCAGCCAGCCACAAUCCCUCUCCACUGGACCAGGACCUCCUGCUGCUCAAAGCCACCUCUCUGGCCACAAUGACCUGCCUUAGUGACUGCCUGCACAUCCUGCAGCUUCAGCAAGUGGCCCGGCACAGAGUUCCACUCGGAGGGCCGACCAUCGAAUGGCUGGAACCCAAACUGCCGGAUGGUCUGAAGAAUGGUGGCACUCUGGCUAGCAUCACCAAAGACAGUAGCAAAACGCAGGACACGGCUGUAGAACCUGCUGAAAUGGACUCCUGUGACAUUGCUGGGGAGCAGGAAGACAUUGAUGCGGAAGAGGAGCAGGAAGACUCCUUUCCAGCUGAGGAAGAGGACUUGGGAGCAGUGGAGGAAGAACGCAGUGUCAUUCUGCAUCUUCUCUCUCAGCUCAAACUGGGCAUGGACCUUACCCGGGUGGUCCUUCCUACGUUUAUCCUGGAGAAACGCUCUUUGCUGGAGAUGUACGCAGACUUCAUGUCUCACCCAGACCUUUUUGUGGCCAUCACAGAUGGCACCAGUCCUAUGGACCGUAUGAUCAGAUUUGUGGAGUAUUACCUCACUUCCUUUCAUGAGGGCCGCAAGGGCGCGAUUGCCAAGAAGCCCUACAACCCAAUCAUUGGCGAAACAUUCCACUGCUCCUGGAGAGUGCCAAAGACGGCAGUGUCUCAAGGAAGCAUUCAGAAAGAGGGCUCCAGUGCAUCAGACUGCUACCAUGUGAGAUUCGUAGCCGAGCAGGUGUCCCACCACCCACCCGUCUCGGGAUUCUACGCUGAAUGCCAGGAGAGGCAGAUGUGUGUAAACACACAUGUGUGGACCAAAAGCAAGUUCAUGGGCAUGUCUAUCGGCGUUUCCAUGAUUGGAGAGGGUAAUCUGCACCUGUUGGAGCAUGGCGAAGAAUACACGUUCACUCUGCCAUCGGCCUAUGCCCGCUCGAUCCUCACCGUACCCUGGGUGGAGCUGGGCGGAAAGGUCAAUGUGAACUGCGCCAAGACAGGCUACAGUGCAGCCAUCACCUUCCAAACCAAGCCUUUCUAUGGGGGCAAGCUGCAUAGAGUGAACGCGGAGGUGAAGCACAACCCCACCAACUCUGUAGUGUGUCGCGUGCAGGGGGAGUGGAAUGGCGUGCUCGAGUUUACCUACAGCAAUGGUGAGACACGCAUCAUAGAUGUCCUCAGGCUACCCAUUACCAGGAAACGAGUGCGGCCCAAAGAGCAGCAAGGACCUUAUGAGUCCAGGCGACUGUGGCAGCAUGUGACUGAGUCCUUGCUACAGAAAGACAUGGAAAAGGCCACGGAGCACAAGCGCUUCCUGGAGGAGAGACAGAGGAAAGAAGAACGACACCGCACUGAGACCGAGACGGCAUGGAGGACCAAAUACUUUGAAAGAAAAGGUGAAGGCUGGGUAUAUCACAAACCACUAUGGAAAAGUGUUCCAGCACAGAGCUCCUCUCCUGCCGCGCUUCAGUCUAACCCCUGACCACAACUCCAACCCUUAUCCCUCACCUGCAGGAGCCUGACACCCCCUUCCCCCCAGGGCUGUCUGUGGGGUCUAUGCUCUCUCUUUUACAAAUGAAGAGGCACACAUACACUCAAAGACUCCCUUCCUUAUGAUUCCUUAAUAAUAUUAUGGAUAUAAUGCUCUGUGGAGUAGUGGACUGCCUGAAUCAGAUCAUAUUCAGCAUCUCUUGAUUUUGCUAUAAUAUCACAGUGAAUCAUUCUGAUCCACAAGAAAUCCCAGUGUGCACAGGCGUCUUUUGUUGAUGUUGCCUUAACGGGAGUUGUGAAUAGCAUGAGAAUGUGUUGAUGUCUGACAGGUGUUUAAGUGAGGAUUGUGUUUGAGGAUGCUUUAUUAACUUCUCUUGAUCUUAUUAUAGAAUGCUGUUAACUGGCCAGAUUAUGGCCAGACCUUUUCCAAUAUGUGAGCAGUUUAUUUGAUGUAUUAUGAUUUUGAUAUCAUCAGGGAGAUCUUCAAAGUUUUGUGCAGGAACAUCUAGAUCUUUGAAUAAAUGAUGAGCAGUAGCUCAUUGUUUUUCAUCAGAGCUGGAUUCCACGAAGCAUCUGGAGCCAUGAUGAAAGCAAAUUCGCUGGUUUGGCCUUUGUUUUGUGCUACAGUGGUUAGCCAAGUGUUUGGAGGGAGGUGUUGAGAGCUGUAUUAGUUUUGGUAAGGCUUCUUUCUCUCUCUUGCUCGACCUUUCCUCUCUAUCCGUUUCAUCGUUGCUCAGAUGGGGGCUUGCUCUGAUUUCAAAACAGUGCUCUGUUGUAUUGAAAGCACACACAUUUACUGGCUUCAAUUAUAGAAUUUUAAACAACUUCAAACAUCAAAUGAAUCCAUUGUUUCCGAUCUCCAUUAGUCUUCUCUUCUGAUAUCUGUGAAUAUGUGAAACUAUCAUACAGUAUUAUUGCAGUUUGAUCAGAAAUGUCACAUCACAUGCACUGAAUGCGCUGUAGUUUUUCCUUUCUAUCUUAUGUAAUUCUACCUCUCAACUGAAACUCUUCAGUCUGAAAGGCAAUCAGAUAUAAACCACAUAUAGCUUAAUGAAAGAUGUGGUGGAUAUCUAGUUUUUGAGCCAUAAAAGCCAGCAGAAAUAAUAACAAUGGAAAACCGAAUAAUCUAAAAUAUUAAGUGUGUGAUUUCCUGCUUGACUGAAACAGCUCAUUUACUUUAAAUGCUGCAUUUGUACUUCUAGUUGAUGGCAGUGUAAGUGAGCAUGUGUUGGACAGAGCACAAGUAAAGAGCCUCUCAUAUGAAAGCGCUACUUUAACCCUGGUUGGUCUUGCUGAGAAACUUGUGGUGCCUUAUUUGUGUUGGUCUUCCUCCUGUUCAUGCCUGCAAACACAUUCUAUAUGAAACACAUUAUGAGUAUGUACGUAUCUGCUCCCAUUUCCCAGCAUCUUGGCAAGGACACCCAGAAUGUUUGCUCUCUGCUCUGUAUGGUUUCUUUGUCUUAAUUCACACACUUGGCUUUCCACUCGGGGCCGAUCUUCAGAGCACAGAUUCAACCUAACCAAGUUACAUGACACUUUCCGUGGAGAAUCUCCACUGAAAAUGUCCAAACCAAGACGUGAUCUGUGUCUGCAAACAGGCCCCAAGUGUGUAUCUCGAUGAGCUGUGAACUGCACUGAUGUUUUAAUUAUCCUCCUAGUAGCCUGAGAAAAGAAAUGAAUGAACUAAUAAAAUUGAUAAUGUAUUAGGAGAA